Beta vulgaris subsp. vulgaris (sugar beet) is the source of this 957-nucleotide messenger RNA. RefSeq lists its product as hypothetical. The record is from RefSeq and is a predicted model, not a curated record. The transcript is spliced from 3 exons. NCBI's taxonomy places the organism in Eukaryota, Viridiplantae, Streptophyta, Magnoliopsida, Caryophyllales, Amaranthaceae. Bases 136 to 744 code for a protein of 202 amino acids.
CAUAUAUGCAUGUGUAUGCAACCUUUUCCUUUUUCCCUCUAUAUAUAUACCAAGGUCUUUGUGCACUUCAAAGCAUAAACAUCUAUCCUUUAAUUCUGUCCACUUAAGGAGGAAGCAAGCUAAGGUCAGAUAACAAUGGCGGCACAACAAGCUCAUGGCGCGCACCAAUUAUCCAACAAGGAGAAAUCCGCAAUCGACGCGGCAGUGAAGGAGGCAGCAAACAACAUCAAGAAUGCAAAAGCAAGCCAAGAACAAUUGGUGGUGGUCACAGGAGUAAUGAAGAAUCUCCAGCCUAGGGCAUUGUCCCUCGCCAAAUCCCACGAAUGGACGGGACAUUACCUAGCCGAGCCUCCUAAGUCAAUGGAAGAAAGUGGUGCGUUUGUGCACGAGGGUGCGGCUUCGCAAGGGAACCUCCCAGUGGUUGUAGGCUCCAAAGCUUUUGUGAUAUACAGUCCCUUGGACAAAUCUCUUCCUGCUCUUGGAUGGUUGUUGGCUUGGAACAAACCUACUCAAAACUCUGAAGGAAUCAAUCAGGUGUAUGUGGAAGCUGGAGAUCUAGGCAGGCUGCUGAACAUGAAGGAGAGUGAAAUUGAAGAAAAACUGGAUGCAUCCCACGACGUAAGUCGCUACUGGGACAGCGUUACUGGUGCUGCUGCUGCUGCUCGAAUCGAAGGCGCUAAUGGCGCCAGAAUGGCUUUGGUUGGUUCCACCUUUGAUUAUCUCCCAAAUCUUCCCCGUCAGUAAAUCACCAUAAUGCUGUAUGGACUUACUAGAUCCAUCUGUAAUCUGUUUUUAUCGAACAAAGGGACACUAAUACUUACUUAAAUAACCUGCAUAUUCUACCAUGCACCUCUUAAUAUUGUCAUGUACUAUUAAGCUUAUUAUGAAUAAAUAGUGUCCCUUAGUUUUGUAAUUCUUGCAGAUGAACAUUCAAUAAUACUAUCUAUGCUUAGCUUA